AUGGUUCGAGAGAAAGUAACAGUAUCUACUCGGACACUACAGUGGAAGUGUGUUGAAUCAAGAGCAGACAGUAAGCGUCUUUAUUAUGGACGCUUUAUUCUGGCCCCACUUAUGAAAGGCCAAGCCGAUAUAAUAGGCAUCGCGAUGCGAAGAGCUUUACUCAGAGAAAUAGAAGGAACAUGUAUUACACGUGCAAGAUCUGAGAAAAUACCACACGAAUAUUCUACCAUCGUAGGUAUUCAAGAAUCUGUACAUGAAAUUUUAAUGAAUUUGAAAGAAAUUGUAUUGAGAAGUAAUCUGUAUGGAACUUGUAAUGCGUCUAUUUGUGUCAAGGGUCCUGGGUAUGUAACUACUCAAGAUAUCAUUUUAUCGCCCUCUGUAGAAAUCGUUGAUAAUACACAGCAUAUAGUCAAGACCACCAUCGUCAAUGUGGCCUCUGUUGCAGGAAAGUUUCAAGACAUGCACAUGAAGCUUUUUGACAGAACCGGCAAGAUCAGGAUGACUGACAUACCGGAGCAGCAGCAACCGUCUGCUGAAACAGGUGACAAAAGAAUUGGAUUGCGCAGUCCUUUUCAAAACUUUGCAGAUAUCUUCAAUAAUGGAGUUUUUCGCUUUAUGGGAGUGCAGACCCCGAUUUUACCCUCUAUUAUUGCUCGAGACCUAUUUGGUAGAAAAGACACCAUGAAGCAGCGCAAACCGGUCCUUAUCCAGAAUGCACAGAUGCAGGAUGCAACUAGCACUGACCAAACCCUAGCAUUGAUCCCAGUUGAUGAGCAACCACUGGAACCACUGAAGCGAAACUACCCUCCCUCACCAUUCUCCGCACCAAAGAAAUUGAAGUUUAUGAUGGAUGAGUUUAAUGGCAAUACUGCACCCAUGAAGAAAGUAAAGAUUCCUGCUCUUCCAUUCACUGCCAAAUCACUUGGUGGUUUAGUUGAGACUCCUAGUGGUAUGCUAGUGCUAGCGGAGGUCAUGAUGUCCAGGGAUGGAGGGUAA
Rosa rugosa (rugosa rose) is the source of this 996-nucleotide messenger RNA. RefSeq lists its product as uncharacterized. Gene Ontology annotation, molecular function: DNA-directed RNA polymerase activity; protein dimerization activity. Gene Ontology annotation, biological process: DNA-templated transcription. The transcript is spliced from 2 exons. Bases 1 to 996 code for a protein of 331 amino acids. The record is from RefSeq and is a predicted model, not a curated record. NCBI's taxonomy places the organism in Eukaryota, Viridiplantae, Streptophyta, Magnoliopsida, Rosales, Rosaceae.